Zingiber officinale is the source of this 657-nucleotide messenger RNA. RefSeq lists its product as uncharacterized. The record is from RefSeq and is a predicted model, not a curated record. The transcript has 3 exons. NCBI's taxonomy places the organism in Eukaryota, Viridiplantae, Streptophyta, Magnoliopsida, Zingiberales, Zingiberaceae. Bases 1 to 657 code for a protein of 218 amino acids.
AUGGAUCCAUAUUAUCAGCAUUUUGGAGGUGAGAUGGAGAGUCGGUAUUAUCAGCCUAAUCAACCUCAAUACUAUCAUCCUGAGCCUCAGUAUUAUCAUCCUCGGACUCAGUACUAUCAAUCUAGACCUCAAUAUUAUCCACCCAUAGAGCAGCCAAAUAGGUAUGAGGAUACACAAGGACAAUUCGCUGAGCCAUAUCCAGCAUAUCAGAGUCCACAGGGAUUUCAGGGAGAUUACUCACCUACUUGGCCACAUCCAGUCCAUCAGAGUGAUCUAACUCCAUGGGGAACAUUUCAAGAUGAAGCUCCUCCUAAUUCAACACAGGACCUUAAAGAGAUUAUCCAGCAAAUGAUAGAGUAUCAAAAGCAACAAUUUGCAGAGAUACAAAACUUUCAGAUACAAGUAGACCAAUUUGCAUCGUCCAUUAGCCAGCAACAAGCACCAUGCUUCAGUGAGAAGAGGGAUUAUACACCACCUGAGCUAGAGCCUGAACCAUUACUUGAUGAGGAGGAGGUCACAGUCACCAUUCCAGAACUUCCAGGUACCUUUCAACAUGACAAGAUUCUUUUUGCUAGCCCUGAUUUGUGCCAACUUUUCAAUCCAGUUCUAAUUUGGUGCAAAGAAGAUGAAGCUGUUCUGAAUUCUGCAGAGGACUAA